This is a messenger RNA of Merops nubicus (carmine bee-eater), 1474 nucleotides long. Its product is annotated as calcium/calmodulin-dependent protein kinase type IV-like. Gene Ontology annotation, biological process: protein phosphorylation. The record is from RefSeq and is a predicted model, not a curated record. Gene Ontology annotation, molecular function: calcium/calmodulin-dependent protein kinase activity; ATP binding; calmodulin binding. The transcript has 11 exons. The annotation marks the transcript as partial. Lineage: Eukaryota; Metazoa; Chordata; Aves; Coraciiformes; Meropidae.
UGGGGCUACAUCCAUUGUCUACAGAUGCAGGCAGAAAGGGACGCAGAAACCUUACGCCGUGAAAAUGUUGAAGAAGACAGUAGACAAGAAAAUUGUCCGCACAGAAAUUGGAGUUCUUCUUCGCCUUUCACAUCCAAACAUUAUAAAACUGAAGGAGAUAUUUGAGACCCCUACAGAAAUAAGUCUUGUUCUGGAACUGGUCACAGGUGGAGAACUUUUUGACAGGAUUGUGGAGAAGGGUUACUACAGUGAACGAGAUGCUGCUGAUGCUGUUAAACAGAUCCUGGAGGCAGUUGCUUACCUGCAUGCAAAUGGGAUUGUGCAUCGUGACUUGAAGCCAGAAAAUCUACUCUAUGCAACACCAGCACCAGAUGCACCACUAAAAAUUGCUGACUUUGGACUUUCGAAGAUUGUGGAAGACCAGGUGACCAUGAAGACAGUUUGUGGAACUCCAGGGUACUGUGCACCAGAGAUACUACGGGGAUGUGCUUAUGGCCCUGAGGUGGACAUGUGGUCUCUGGGGAUUAUCACCUAUAUCCUACUUUGUGGCUUUGAACCAUUUUAUGAUGAAAGGGGAGAUCAGUACAUGUUUAAAAGAAUCCUGAACUGUGAAUAUGACUUUGUGUCCCCCUGGUGGGAUGAUGUGUCUCUGAAUGCCAAGGAUUUAGUUAAAAAGUUGAUUGUUUUAGACCCCAAGAAACGCCUCAGCACUCUACAAGCUUUGCAGCACCCAUGGGUCACAGGGAAGGCAGCAAACUUUGCACAUAUGGACAAUGCACAAAAGAAACUGCAAGAAUUCAAUGCCCGGCGUAAACUUAAGGCUGCAGUCAAAGCUGUGGUGGCAUUUUUGGUCACAGCGCGCACGAGAGCAACAAGCCCAGCCGUAACCCCUCUCCGGUCCACGGCGAGAAGCCCGAAGAGAAGCCCGCUCAGGAAGCAGAAGCAGCGCCAGAAGCAAUGUCUUAGGUCAAUGUGCUUCCUUGUUUCAGCUGAGAUUGUCGUUUCAUACACCAGCCAACUUGUCAUUCAGCAAGAGAGAUUCGUAAGCUUGGCCUCUCUGGUUCUGCUUUGGGAUGCCAAAUGCACUGGCUGGUGGUCCUACCUUCAAUGCAUGUGACUGCUUAUGAAAAUAGUAAACUGUUCCAUAAGGCAUGUCAUGGAAACAGUCUUAUCUGCAGUAAUACUGGCAAGUGAAAACAUGGGGAUGAAUAACUACCUACUAUAAUGCAUAUACUUCAUCUAUCCAGGGUUUCUAGAUGGCAUUUGAAACAAAAUAUUAUUUAAUUUGGUUUUAUGGAAGUAGGUGUCGUCUGUAUGUCGUGAGUUUCUGUGAACUGCUUUCUUCCAGAUUCAUAGUCCUGCAGCAGACAAACUGGAAGGAAACACCAAACCAAUGCUUUUAAAACUGAUGUACAAAAUAAUGCUUUUUAUCUGUAAAAUUCAAACAAUAUUUGGGGAUUUAUAUGCAAAAAAA